Apodemus sylvaticus (European woodmouse) is the source of this 5592-nucleotide messenger RNA. RefSeq names its product tetratricopeptide repeat domain 6 (gene Ttc6). Lineage: Eukaryota; Metazoa; Chordata; Mammalia; Rodentia; Muridae. The record is from RefSeq and is a predicted model, not a curated record. Bases 1 to 5592 code for a protein of 1863 amino acids. The transcript has 31 exons. Gene Ontology annotation, molecular function: protein binding.
AUGUCAACCAUCCCAAAGCAUUUCGGACUGACAGCCAGAGAAGAAUCGUUUAUGUUCAAAGAGCUUGAGAAGAUUCGCCAGAAGUCCAAGAAGGAUUGUGAGCAGUUCAGGCAGAGGCUAGCCGCCAGGCCGCCUUUGGAUGCAAGAUCAUCUGAGGAUGAACUCCCGCACCCGGAGGAGAAAGAACGCCCUGGCACAGCGCGCAGCACAGCGCGCAGCAGUCCUGCGAAGAAGGUGCACGUGUCCUGGGCUGCCAAGCCGUCGUCUGGGGCGCAGAGCGCGGAGCGUCCCGCUGCGGCCGACCUGCAGGGGGCGCCGCACAGCGCGCCAGGCAGCCCCGGGAAGCCCCAGCCGUUCUGCCCGCGGGACUUCUACAUGCGGAGCUCGGCGUUCCGGCGGCAUCCGCCCUUCAAGGGGGCGCCGGCCAUCGCCCCACAGGUUGGCACCACCCGACCUGUGAUCUUGCUGCGGCCGCGCUCGCGCCGGAAGAGGCUGCGCGGGAAGGCCCGGGAGGCGCCGGUGGCCAAGCGCGUGUCCAAGAGUCCCGCGCAAGGAUCGCCCAUGCUCGACAUGGCCCCCACCCGCUACAGACACGCCAGCUCCUUGUCCAGCCUGAGCAGUGAAGCCGACGAUAGCGCGCGGUUGCGCAGGCUGCGGAUUCGCACCCACUUCCAGCGCGAGAUCAUGCGGUGGCACCACAAGCCCAUGUCCAGAUCCGGACGCGAGGGGAGCUCCACCAGCCAGGGAACUGGGCCUCUGCAGGGGGCACGCUACGUGCCCAUGAACAUAGAGGAGAUCAUCGCUUCUCUGCAGUCCGAAGCCCAGCAGGCCUCAGACCAAACCAUCAAGGAGCUCAUACAGAGCAUCCUGGGCCAGAACUACGACAUCGCAAUGGAAGAUAUUUCUUUGAUGGAACAAAUGUACCUCAGACCGUCUCAGGCACAGUUUGAAGCAGUGGAGAUGGAGGAAGAGAGAAAGUACCAGACAAGUAUUAAGGAUCGGCCAAUUGUGCCAAGUAUUUAUGAGGAGCUCCCUGAGGCUGUGUCAAGCAUCUUCCAGAUGGAACAGGAGGAGGCUAUGGAAUGGACAGCCAUAGAGGAAGAUAACCCAGCUUUUAAAUCUCAGGAGACGUUAGACAUUGUACCACCCGAGGACUCCAGUAAACCUCUGGAUAGUGCUCUUCCCACAAGUGAUGUAAAACCAACCAGGCGGCCAACUUUAAAAGUGGAACCAAAAGGCUUCAUGCAAAUCAGAGGAAAAGAAGUUAAGCCAGCGUAUAAAAGUAGACCAACUAAGCCAUCGAAACCAAGAGUAUCUGCAAGAUCUCAGGAGGAUAAAAAACUAAUUAAAAAAAUCCCACAGGCUCAUCUCCUUCCUCGUCUUCAUGACCUGUGCACCACAAUCCCAACCAUGGAGCUGCCUGUAGAUCUGCGCCUGGCUUCUCGAGUGUACCACACUCCCGACAGGAAAGGUCACAAGGCUAUGCUUGGCCUAUUGGGGUCGUCUCUUUUAGGUGAUCGCUGUAUCGAUGAACGGAGAGAAAGACUGGUGUAUGGUGUUCCUGUUGUGAAUGAGAAGCAGAAAUAUACUGGUAUUACUUCAGUACCAGCAAGAACAUUGCCUGAAUCAGAACAGAAAACCAACGAAGCAAAUCUGCAGCUCUCAGGAGAAGAAGUGUCUGCAUAUCCUGGAACUUCAAAGAUGUUUUGGAAUCUUACUGCACCCAAAUUUGCUAUUCCAGAAUCAACCAUGAGAGAAACUUUAUAUCCAAAAUAUGAGAGUGUUCAGACAAGCAGACUCUUAGCUGAGAAAUUAUCUGAAACGAAGGAGAGUGAGAUUAUUUUAGAUACCUACACCAAAAGAAGUUUUAAGAAUUUAAUAAUAAAAAAGUCUGCAUCUUAUGAGAAUAUCCAAAAAUAUUCCAGUGCACCAUAUACACGAUUAAAGAGAUCAAAGUCUACAGUUGAGUUGAUAAAAGAAGGGACCCCACUGCCAUUUAUAAUGAAAGAUGACAUAGACACCAACUUGAAACAGCUAACGUACCAGAAGAAGAAGGAGAUGGAACGCCAGCUGGCCAAGCAAAGGGCGUUGCUUGACCUCUCCCUAAAAGGCAGCCUGGAAAACUUUCAUGACUCAGAAAGCUUGAAAUGCCUGUCUGUUUCUCUCAUUGAGGCAUCCUUAAAAGCUGGCAUUAGCUACAUCGUAUUUCCUAGUAAAAAGAAGAAACUGUUGAAGAAAGGGUAUAAGUUCCAGAAGGCCGCACAAGUGUAUGAACAGCUCUCCAGGCCUCCGAAAAAGAUAGAAAGGUCAGCAUCUCAUGGCGUACUUCCUGGAGAGAGAAAGUAUUUCCUUAAAGUCCCAUUAUAUGAGCGUCAAAUAAGGUGCCCCAGUGUACCCACACUUUUAAAUUUUGAUCAGUUUGCUCAAAGCAGAGGAGGAAUACCAGAAAAAACUGAUCCUCGGAAAUGGGUUCUUGAUUUAUUUGCUAAAGACAAACCUCAGAAAGCACGUACACCAGUUGUAUCUGUUCAAAAAAACGUCCCAGAGCCAGUGAUAGAGCUCUCCAAACUGGAGUUAAGUGACCAUGUACCAUGUAAUCUUCCAGUAGAGGUCAUUAAGUAUUAUGAAUCUGAAGUGGAGAAGUUGACUCAAGAAAUACAAAAUGAGAAAAGAAAUCUGGCAUUUGCGUAUUGCAGGCGAGGAGCUAUUUAUCGGAAACUGGGGAAACUGCAAAGCGCCAUGAAUGACCUUCAGGAAACCAUAUUUGUGGAACCAUUGUUUCUAAAUGCCUAUUGGCACAGACAUUUCAUUUAUCUUUUCCAAGAUAAAAUUAAUGAUGCUUUGGAUGACUUGAAUUUCAUAAAUAAGUACAAUAAAAACCAUGCAGAGGCGUACUUGUCAAAGGCAGAGAUUUUCAGAGAGAAGAAAGAUAUUACGUUGGCAAUUCUGAACUACAGUCAGGCCAUUAAGUGCAGGCCCAAAGAUGCUAACCUCUAUUUCAAGAGAGGGGAGAUGUACGAGAAGACAAACAAAGUGCUCGCUAUCGAUGACUACUCAAAAUGUAUUUAUUAUAAUCCCAAAAGAUCAGAUGCAUUAUGGAAACGUGGGAUGUUUUACUUUGAAAAUGAAAACUGGAUUGGAGCUGUAUAUGAUUUUACAUCUCUGUUAAAACUUGACCCCCAUAAUUCUUCUGCAAGGACAAACCGGGGGAGAGCAUAUUUUAAAAGAAAUUUAUUUAAACAAGCAACCCAAGACUUUUCUGUUGCCAUCCAUUUAGACCCCAACAAUUGGCUAGCCCUGUACUACCGAGCCUGCUUGUUUAGGAAGAGCAGUCCUUACAGAGCACUGCAGGACUACAGCGUGUCAGUUCUUAUAAAUGAUGGCUACGACAAUCUUAGUUGUUUUCUACAUCGGGGCAUACUCUAUGCACAACUAAAAUUUUGGAUGCUGGCAAUUUGUGAUUUUGAAACUGUUGUUUCUCUUGAAAGAACUGCUACUUUGGCUUAUAUAAAUAUUGGCCUCAUAUAUCUACAACACUUGGACAAUUAUACUGAAGCCUUUUGGUGGUUUACUGAGGCAAUUAGAGUUGAUCCUUUAUAUAUUCAAAGCUAUAUCUGUAGAGCAGAAACCUAUUCUAAGCUGCACAAACUGAAAAGGGCAGUAACUGAAUUAAGUCGUGCCAUCCAUCUCCAGCCUGAUGCACUCCACCUAUAUAUAAUAAGAGGACAGUAUCUUCUCAUGAUGAAGAGUUAUGAGCUUGCAAAGUUCACUAUUUUUCAAGUAGCAGAAAUGAACAAAGGUGCCAUUGAGUUGACACCGAUACAGGAAGCGCUCAUUUACUCAUUUUGUGAAAACCAUGACAAGGCCAUUCACGUCUUGGAAGGGGUUAUAGCCAGUAAACCAGACAUCUCCACUUAUGCACUCUUGGGAAAAGCCCAAAUGAAGGCCAAGAGAAUCAAGGAAUCGGUGCGACUGUUUAAGAAGGCCUUGGAACUGUACUCGUUUUCUGAUAAAGGGCCAGUUGCCACUAGUGUUUCAGCAGAGUGUCUGUAUAACCUGGGCCUUUGUUACAUGGAGGAAGGCAAUUUUCAAAUGGCUUUUGAGUCUUUUACAAAAGCUGUGAAAGCAAAUCCUGAAUUUGCAGAAGCCUUUUAUCAUCGGGGACUUUGUAAAGUAAAACUCAACAAGCAAAACUCAAUUCUGGACUUUAAUCGGGCACUUACCCUAAAUCCCAAACAUUACCAGGCAUAUUUAAGCCGAGUAGCUUAUUACGGUUUAAAGGGCAGAUACUCCAAAGCCAUUCUGAACUGUAAUGAGGCCAUCAGACUUUACCCUGAGAGUGUGCGUGCCUACAUCUGCAGAGGAGUUCUGAAAUACUACAACAGAAAUUACAAGCUAGGUAUUAUAGAUUUAUCUACAGCUGUCAACAUGGACAAGAACAGUUACACAGCAUUUUAUAACAGAGCCCUGUGUUACACCAAGAUAGGGGAACAUCAGAUGGCUUUAAGAGAUUAUGGAAUCGUGCUGCUUCUUGAUCCUGGAGAAACCAUAUCAUUAAAUACCUUCAUUAACCGUGGACUCCUCUAUACUGAACUAAAGCAGUAUGGCUUUGCACUAGAGGAUUUCAAACAAGCUGCACUGCUAAGCGAGACUAAUGUGAGCCUUUGCCAAGCUACUGCCAUGUGCCACCACAGAAUUAAAGAGUUUGAAGGAGCUGUUGAAUUCUUUACCAGGGCUGUUAAAAUUAACCCACGGUUUGUGGAUGCUUAUAUUGGACGGGGGAAUUCUUACAUGGAGUACGGACAGGAUGAAGCUAUGAUACAAGCCCAGAAAGACUUUCUGACAGCGCUUCAUACUGACCCAUCAUGUUUAAAAGCCAGAAUUAGCCUAGGCUAUAAUUUGCAGGCCCAAGGAAAAUUUCAGAAAGCUUGGAAACAUUUUACUGUUGGCAUAGAAGCUAAUCCAAAGAGCUAUCUAGCUUAUGAAGGACGAGCUGUGGUUUGUCUUCAAAUGAGUAAUUAUUUCGCUGCAAUGCAGGAUAUGAAUUGUGCCAUAAAGAUCAACGCGACAGCAGAAUUCCUAACAAACCGCGGCGUGAUCCAUGAGUUUAUGGGCCAACAGCAGAGCGCAAUGGCGGACUACCAAGCAGCGAUUUCUCUGAACCCCAACUACUCGCUCGCUUACUUCAACGCGGGAAACAUCUACCUUCGCCACCGGCAGUUUUCUCAGGCCACCGACUACUUCUCAACAGCCUUGAAGUUUAAUCCAGAAAACGAAUAUGCUCUCAUGAAUCGAGCUGUUACAAACUCAGUAUUGAAGAAAUAUGAAGAAGCAGAAAAAGAUUUUUCACAUGCAAUAGAACGCUGUCCCCACUGGGCUGCACUGUAUUUUAACAGAGCAAGUUUCAAUUUCUACUUAAAGAAGUAUGAGCUCGCGGAACAGGACCUGGGCAUAGCCCUGUCUUUGAAGCCUGAUGAAGCUAUAAUGUAUAAUCUCAGAUCACAAGUCCGUGGUAAAAUAGGACGGAUAGCGGAAGCCAUGAGUGACUAUAACCAAGCCCUUGAUCUUGAAGAAUUUUCCACAGCUGUGUGA